AUGCUGUCAUUCGAUGCCAAGAGCAAGGAUAUUGUCGUCAACACCCUGCCGCUUGAUGCGGAUGUGGCGCUUGCGACAGUGUUGCCCGAUAAGUUCAAGGAGACACAGCGGUUUACCCCGAACUUGGCGCAAUCGUCCUUUCGAUCGCGGAUUUACAGCAGAAGAACGUCGAGCAUUGGGUCAGGCUUCCACGGGUCAGUUGGUCGCAUGCUUCGUGGCGACAGCAAUGUGAUUGAACCCAUUCGCAUGCUGCACAACUGCAUCCGUUACUUCGCGAGCCAUCCGGAGGUGUAUGGAGGUAACAUCCGCGCUCUGUUGGACCGUGAACUGCUGUACGUCAUGCGUGUGAAGGCUUCAGAGACGGCUCUGAUGACGCCUGGCACGGUUCCUGUUGGUGACACCCCACUUCCCCCAAUCUCGAAUGCAAAGCGGCNAAUCAGCAAACUGCAGCAUCCUGCUCUCGACAAGUGUGGCGGCUGGAUGGUCACGCCGCGUUCGAUUGAUGCUGCGCUCUCCACAGGAACCGUUGUGGGUGGCGAAGGGAUGUUUGGCUUCGGUGGUGUAAACUUUGUGGAGGCUACACCCGGCUUCUUGUCCCUACUUGACAAGGCUAGUCGGUGCCUUGAUCUAAAUGAGGACCGUGUGUUGUCAGAAGAGGGUGAUGAAGGGGAAGAAGAAUCUCUCCGUGUCUUAAAUGGAGCCGGAUCGACUAGUGCGGAAAGGGGAGUAUUAGUCGAAGACGGAUCUCGUGCACGUGAGAGCACCAAGGUACAUUUUCUCGCUGGGGAUGAGCGCCAGGUGUCCAACCCGCUCAGUCCCAUCGAUAGUGGUCCGAAGCUCCUCGUUGAUGGUGCAAGCUACGAAGUUUCUUUUCUGAGAAAUCAACUACAGCAAGUGGAAGCAGCGUACAAUGCAAAAUGUAUUCGACUUCAUGAACUCCACCAAGAGAACAGUCGUCACAUGUCGGAAUUAAACACUGUAGAGAAAAAGUUGCAACAACAAACAACCAAAAACAAUGAGAUGCGGCAGCAGAUAGAUGCUUUGAGGCGUGAGUUGGAUGCGUGGAAGCAGCGCGCGAGUGAAAUCAACCUUAAUGGCCACAGCAGUAGCUCACACGGCUCCGCAGACGUCUCUCGCCGCGCACAAGCCAUGCAGUUCGGUGAAGCAAGGCGGGAGUUAGCGCAUAUGUCGCGUCUCUGGCGAGAAACGGAGAAAUCACUCCAAGAAACCAAACGCGCCUUGGAAGGAUCUGAGAAGGAGACACAACUCUCGCAUCAAUACCUCGAGGAUGCAUUUAACCUAAUUGAGCGGCUUGAACGGCGUAUCGAACGGCGUAACAGCUUUAUUGAGACACAGAAGCGGUGCCAUGUCUCGUUGGAAGAAAAAUACGAGAAACUUAUGUGGUGUCUGCAGGAACUUCAAACAAUGAAGGGUGUGCACUCAUAUGUCGACUAUCUCCUCUCGGAGGACCCUGUGUGGUCUCUGUUCCUAUUUGUCCGUCUGCAGCGGCACCUCAUAGGAUUUGCGCAGCUUGAGGAACCUCUGCCGCUGCCGAGCGAUGCGGGGCCACUUUACUUUCGUCGAACACCUUGCGGAGGAAAGCUGAUGGAUUCAUUUAGCCCAGCACUCGUGCUUCGACUAAUGGCAGAGCAUGUUGCUGGAAGGCUGCCGAAUGUAGUCACGGUGCGUCGUGCUGCGUUGGGCAUCUGCGUGCCACGUUGGCGAGGUUUGCAUGCCGUUGACUACAUCGGCAGUGAUGGCAUGGUCUCAGAGAGCGGAGAAGGAUCUCGGCGAAACAUGCCUAUUCUCACGCUGGCAUCUGUGCUUCUACCACAGCAAAAUGCUCCAGUUGUUGGUGAUGUACAGGUUGAAGAAGAGGUGCCUAACACUGCACAGUACGACCAGGCGACCAUGCGGCUAUUGAUGUACUGUUUCUGGGGUGAGCGUUUGAUGCAGUACAAACGGGAAAUGUCGCGGCGUGUGGAAGCAUUAAGGAAGGUUCCUCUUCGAACGGAAUCGAACAUAUCUGGUGAGACGACAGAGGGGGAAGGGAACUCUGUUGAUAUAUUCGCUCAUCCACCAACCUUCCUUGCGGCGUUAGUGGGGUUCGCGCAACGUCUCUUUCCAUUGAGCACAAAUGAAGAGGGAGCAGCAGCAGCUCAAGAUGGGAAGGGCAUGCGCAAGAUGCUGUCGGUUCGGGGUGUAGUGUGGAGGAAUGAAAAGUUGUGGACUAAUGGGCGCUUGUUCUUCUCCUCUAUCGUCAGUGUCACAGAAGAUGGCACCGAGAUCCCAGUUACGCUCUCGUCACAAGCACGCGAAUUGCUCUAUGCACUGUACUACUACGCUGAGGAAUACAAGGAAGUGGAUGCCGACUUUCGGCUGUUCCAUCUAAUUGCUCACCAGCAGAUACCGGAGGUUGUGGCCAUUAACUUUUAUGCUAGCUUAGAGGCAUUACACAAGAGCUGCGAUGAUGCACUCUGUCGCCAUCUCGGUCCGAAGAAUUCAGCCGAAAAGGAUGUUUCUGCAGUAAGCCGAGGUGAGUCGCCGUCACCAUCGAUGUUCGCUGGGGUACCGCAAAACAUAGUCGCCAGUGAUACACCACUCAACGCACUGAGGAAGGCGGUGGAGUUAAUUGAUACGGCACCGUUGGCUGAAGAGAGCACCUGCAUUGAGUCAGACAGCGACGGUGAAGGGUUUGGUCUCAUUCUGCCAGGGAAGGGCAGAGCUGACAGCACACAGACGGCCCCCCGUAAUGAAAAAAAAAAUAAAACAAACUCCGAUGCAAACAAGCUGAAACACGACAUACGCGAGUAUCUUUACCCUACAGAAGAAAACACCACAGUGGCGAUUGAUGAUGGAUUACCAGCAAAGAAUGUGGAAUCCACUAACAACGACGAAAAGAAAGAGAUGCCUGCAGCGUGGGUUGCACUUGAUGAAAGGCUCAGAGCUCAACUGGGGCCGCACGCCUCACUGCUAGGGGCAUUCCAGGAUUCAAGAAAUGGGAAUAUGUCCAAGGCUCAAAGUCAUAAACGACGACAGUUUUCUGAGAAUUCAGCAUCGCUUUCGGCUGCACGUGGUCUCCUCCCUGUUGAUGAGUUCAUCGCGUUGAUUCACAAGCACUGCUUUGCUACAUAUGCCGUUUCUUGCUGCGGUGGGGCACGUUUCUCACUCUUUGAUACUUUGGCGCAAAACACCCGCGGUGGUGGUGUUGCUUCUACGAUCACUAGUCCUACUACUCAUACUGCUGCUGGUUCUGUUGCUCCUCAUAAUGGUGAAGGUGUCGGCGAACUGCAUCCGCUGGCGCCCAUUGGUCAGAUCCCUCUCACGGAGAUGUAUGUGCGUCGUCUCCGCUUUGCCGUUGCUAUGGACCAACCUUCGACGUUGGUGCGGUAUGCUGAUCUCUUUGCCGUGGACCCGCGGUGCGGAACACCUUCACACUUUCACGAUGAGUACCUUCGACUGACCUUGGACAUAUAUCUUGAACAGCAAGAAGCUUGGAUGAAUGUUAUUUUGGGCUCUGUCGCAUCCCAGCAUGAACAUGAUGAAAGUGGAGUUGUGGAGGAGCCUGAUGGUAAUGUCCCCUUCCCGGUUCUCCGAACGGGUAUAGCAACUCAAUUCCGGGAGCUUUUGUUGGGCGCCGAACAAAGCAACAUCUUUGCCAAACAUUUCCUCAAUUACUGUGAUCUCCUUCGACAUGAAAACGACAUACGUCUCGAACAGUUCACAGAUGCUCCAUUCUUCGUUAAUACACCUUCCUUGACUGAACAUGAGGUAGAGGCUGACUUUGCCUCUAUGGAGGAACGACGGUGGCCUGUUGAGGAUGAGGCCGCUUCAUGUUCCCUACUGCAUAUCUCUUUGGCGGUACGUAUGACGUACGUGGUGUGGGGAUUCGAAGCCGCUCCGUCUGCACGUCUGGCAGUGGCCUCACUGCCGUUCUCCCGGCAUCUGCUACGGGUGAAUUCAGGGUCGUCCAGCGGACAGAGCACGCCCGGUCCCGUCAAGAGGAACCAUCUUUUCGUGAACGAGGUGAAGCGUGAUUAUGUGGAUGCGGUGCGCCGACUCAAGACGGGGAUGGCGCAGCACAACGAACUGCGGAAACUUGCGGGGGAACUUGCGGGGGCAACACCUCAUCCCUCAAUGGACUGCACGCCAUUGGGUCUACCGACAUUUGUGAAGGACACUUCGCUUUUAGCUGCGGCAGCGGAUGUCUCUCUCGACGUGCAGCGCCUAUACGCUCCAUGGGGAAGUGAAAACCGGCAGCGGCAGCUGCAGUCGCAGAGCAACACACCACGAGCAGGUCGCCGCUCCAGAUCACAUAAGCGCUCGACAAUGGUGUCAGAGCCACUUCCUGACGCCCCAGUGGAUAGUACGUGUCUGCUAGAGGUGAUUUCGCUCAUCCGUUUCAUGAGCCUUAGUCGUACCAUCAAGGCGAAGUCGGAAAAGAAAAAGAAGAGGGCGGAUGCAACAAAAGGUGAUCACGAUAUUCAGACGGCACUCCUUGCUACUUGCGCAGAGAACGAAGCUGUCUUCUUCUCUCACCAGACGCAAUUAACGCAGUUGCUCGUAGAGGCUGCAUGUGAGCCGGACCCUGCCACCCCCAGCGCGUCCGAAGCGGCUGCAACUGAAGCCCAGAUGCAAAGCAAUAGUGAGGGAGCGCCAUCUUCGUGGUUGAUGCAGGCGGCACCAUCAGCAGCCGCUGAGACUGGUGCCGUUGGGGGCAUCAGCAGCAGCGCAGACAAUGCUGCGUCCCCAAUAAGCAGCUCUGGGCAGGUGACGUUGCUGCCAAAUUUGCUGCCGGGGGACGAGAAUGGGAGCGAAAAGCUGUCGCAGCGGUCAUUCAACGCCAUGACCACUGGUCUCGAGGCGGUAUCGGUGCGGAAAGUGCAUGCUGGAUGUGCAGCGCUCAGCUUGAUGUAG
Molecule: messenger RNA, 4917 nt
Organism: Trypanosoma grayi
Lineage: Eukaryota; Euglenozoa; Kinetoplastea; Trypanosomatida; Trypanosomatidae
Exons: 1
Coding region: 1-4917 (1638 amino acids)
Source: RefSeq, a predicted model, not a curated record